AUGCUGUCGCACGUUAUCCGGCCCUCCAGCGCCCUGUCCGUCUCCGCUGGCGGACGGUGGUCCCAGCUUUUCCAGAAUGCCUCCGUCCUCCCCUACACUCUCGCACGGCCGGCCGCGUUUUCAUUGAGCAUCCCUGGAGUUCUGUCGGAUAUUUGGGACUCCGUCCUCAAGGCAGUACCCAAGAAGAAGACCUCCCACAUGAAGAAGCGCCAUCGGCAGAUGGCCGGCAAGGCUCUGAAGGAUGUCAAGAACCUCAACACAUGCUCGGGAUGUGGUCAGGUUAAGCGCGCACAUGUUCUGUGCCCUCACUGUGUGGAGAGAUAUGCUGCAUGGCAUUCGGCGUCCGGCUAUUUACUUGGGAAUUUUUUGAUGUUUACUGCCUCCAGCCUGUGUAUAUUUGUCCAAUUCAAACGAAUCCAACAUUCUCCGUCGCGUCUUUGCGAAUGUAAUGCAUGUGCUACUUACGACUCCGUGUCGAAACAAUAUCUCUCUUGCGGCUCCGCAGACAAUGCCCAUCCCAUUGACAUUUUCUCCCUUGCCGUGACCGACAAGCAGAUCUUGUCAGCGUCGGGCGCCUCCGCCUUGAAGGUUCACUCCACCACAGACCCCGACUUCCCUCUGGUGCAAUCCAUUGAUGGAGCCCAUAAAGUCGGCUGUCACCAUGUCGUGACAAACGGCAAAGGCACCAGGGCCGUGAGUGUGGGUUUUGCGGGUGAGAUCAAGAUCUGGUCUUGUCACGAAGGGACCUGGGCGGAAGAUAAAAAUGCCUCGGCACAAGGCGCAGAAUCUGCUAAUAUCUGGGCUGUUGCACUAUCUGAGGAUGGUCAGUACCUGGCUGGCGUGAGCCAAGAUGGGCGUAUUAAAGUAUGGGAUUUGGACGCCAAUGGCGAACAAAUCCGUGACCAUGAGACCAAAGGAAGUUUCGGCACAUGCAUAGAUCUGUCUGCCGAUGGUCGCUUCAUAGCCAGCGGUCAUGAGAACGGGUCAAUGGAUUGA
Aspergillus terreus NIH2624 is the source of this 996-nucleotide messenger RNA. RefSeq names its product mitochondrial 54S ribosomal bL32m domain-containing protein. Bases 1 to 996 code for a protein of 331 amino acids. The record is from RefSeq and is a predicted model, not a curated record. Gene Ontology annotation, biological process: translation. Gene Ontology annotation, cellular component: mitochondrial large ribosomal subunit. The transcript has 7 exons. Gene Ontology annotation, molecular function: protein binding; structural constituent of ribosome. NCBI's taxonomy places the organism in Eukaryota, Fungi, Ascomycota, Eurotiomycetes, Eurotiales, Aspergillaceae.